Messenger RNA from Botrytis fragariae, 651 nucleotides. RefSeq lists its product as uncharacterized. The record is from RefSeq and is a predicted model, not a curated record. The coding region runs from base 1 to 651 and encodes 216 amino acids. The transcript is spliced from 3 exons. Lineage: Eukaryota; Fungi; Ascomycota; Leotiomycetes; Helotiales; Sclerotiniaceae.
AUGGCUCAAGCUUCGAAAGCGUCAAUGAAAGAUUCAAAAGAGAAAGCACCUGCUCGCCACCACCGACAUCAUCAUCACCAUAACCAUGCAUCUACAUCCACCUCUGCCUCAGUCAUCAACUCUGACCCAGCCACCAAAGAAUUGACUAAAGAAACCGUUCAAUCUAGGACUUCAAAGAAGUAUGUUCACCUCCAACAUGAAAGCAUCGGUAGAUUAACCCGUGAUAGGAAGGAGGAUUUGGAUGCUCAACAUAAUCAUGACCACAAUACCUCUACGACUGCUUCGACAAGUAGUAGUACAGUUAGAGGUAUUAAUUUGCCUCAGGCUCCACAUACAGAGAAGAACUUAUUUGCUUGCCAUCACCUCGCCCUGGGACAGCAACAAUGUGAACAUCAUCGCUAUGACAAUGGAUCUGCAAUAGCAUCUACUUCUGCUUCAACUGCCAGCAGAUCGACUAUAAGAGGUGACCAAUCCUCAACGUCCGAAGAAGUCAUACUCGAUCCUGGAUCACAAGACGGGCAGUUAGCAGGUGUUGGAGGCUGGGUGGAAGAGUACGAUGAUAGUUAUGGUGGGAACUAUCCACAAGAAGUUGAUUUGAACGGCACCGGUGAGCCAAAAGAGAGGGAAAGAGAGGGUGAGGUGAUGAAAUAG